AUGCUGUGGAUUGCAAGUCUCUGCCUCCUCUUGGCGCCGUCCAUUCUUGGAGCCCCGGCAAACAAACAGAGACAGAAGGUGUUGUUGAUCUCCUUCGAUGGAUUCCGGUGGGAUUACGACCGCGAUGUGGACACCCCACACCUUGACAAAAUGGCCAAGGACGGAGUCAAAGCCCUGUAUGUCACACCUCCUUACCUCACUAUCACCAGUCCAGCACACUUCAGCCUCUUGACAGGCCGCUACAUUGAGAAUCACGGGGUAAUCCACAACAUGUGGUUCAACACAACCAGCACUGAGAAGAAGCCUUACUAUCAGACUCAGUUUGUGAAUGAGUGGUGGGACAAUGGUACUCUGCCUAUCUGGAUCACAGCGCAGCGACAGGGCCUUAAAUCUGGCUCUCUACACUUUCCUGGAACAGCAUCCAGUUACCAGGGAGAGGUUGCUAUGGUGCAGGAAGUUGAGCCAAUAUUUUACAACUACAAGAAUGAGACUGCUUGGCGAGAAAACGUAGACAAGGUGAUGGACUGGUUCAGCAACCAGGAUCUGGACUUCAUAUCCCUUUACUUUGGGGAGCCAGACGGCAUCGGUCACAGGUACGGCCCCGACUCCCCGGAGCGACAGGAGAUGGUGAAGCAAGUGGACCGGACGGUGGGCUACAUUCGACAUUCGGCCGAACAACACGGGCUGAACGACAGACUGAACAUCAUCAUCACAGCAGACCACGGCAUGAGCGCGGUGUACCGAAAUGGUCUAGUCGAAGAGAUCACGCUGUCCAAAAUCCCGGGGUUCUCGUUCAGCGACAUUGCCUUUCACCUGGUGGACUUUGGGCCUUCUGGGAUGCUGUUGCCUAAGCCGGGCAAGCUACAGAAGGUCUAUGACGCUUUGAAGGGGUCACAUCCACACCUCCAUGUGUUCAAGAAGGAGGAGAUGCCAGAGCGCCUCCACUUUGCCAAAAAUGAUCGAAUCCUCCCCAUCAUUUUAUGGUCCGACCCUGGAUAUGUAAUCAACGGGGCAAGUGGGAGUCCCAGGAGUAACACCUCUACGUCGACAAGGGACGAGGGUGGGAGUCCAGGGAGUCCACCUCUACGCUCGAGAAGGAACGAGGUGGGAGACCGGGAGUCCACCUCUACGUCGAGAAGGGACGAGGUGGGAGACCGGGAAUCCAACCCUACGUACGAGAAGGCGACGAGGUGGGAGACCGGUGAGUCCACCUCUACGUCGACAAGGGACGAGGUGGGAGCUCAGGAGUCCACCUCUACGUCGACAAGGGACGAGAGUGGGAGUCCAGGAGUCCACCUCUACGUCGACAAGGACGAGGUGGGAGUCCAGGUGUCCACCUCUACAUUCGAGAAAGGGACUAGGUGGAGUCCAGGAAGUACACCACCAACCGUCGAGAAGGGACGAGGUUGGAAAACCGAGAUAUAUAUAUCUGGUCACUCGAGUGUCAAGGACAGGAGCCAGUGA
Molecule: messenger RNA, 1464 nt
Organism: Notothenia coriiceps (black rockcod)
Lineage: Eukaryota; Metazoa; Chordata; Actinopteri; Perciformes; Nototheniidae
Product: ectonucleotide pyrophosphatase/phosphodiesterase family member 7-like
Exons: 5
Coding region: 1-1464 (487 amino acids)
Source: RefSeq, a predicted model, not a curated record